This is a messenger RNA of Alternaria conjuncta, 2994 nucleotides long. RefSeq lists its product as uncharacterized. Gene Ontology annotation, molecular function: cytoskeletal regulatory protein binding. The record is from RefSeq and is a predicted model, not a curated record. Lineage: Eukaryota; Fungi; Ascomycota; Dothideomycetes; Pleosporales; Pleosporaceae. Gene Ontology annotation, biological process: establishment of cell polarity. The transcript has 3 exons. Gene Ontology annotation, cellular component: cell tip; cytoplasm. The coding region runs from base 1 to 2994 and encodes 997 amino acids.
AUGACUGAGGAGUCGUCUUCUGUCCGCUCGUCUCAGGGGUCCUCGCGCCGUGCGCCCAAGAAUCCCCAGCAGCAGCUCUCGCAGAUAGAGAAGUCCGUCACACACCUGCUUGUGGCCACCAAGCAGCUCCUCGAGACGUUGACACUAUGGUCGCGCGGGACCGCCACCGAGAGCGAGGUCUCGGACGUCUACGUGCGUCUGGGCUAUGAGUUCAACAUCGCGUCGCGCGCCUUCAACGCGAUUGGCGUCGACACCAACGACCUCGGAAACGUUCCCGAACUACUGCGUGGCAUACUGGAGGAGACGCUGAGCCAGGAAGCAUCGCAAGCGAGCCUCGACAAUUUCCUGCCGCGGAUACGAGACAUCAUCAUAAACCUCCUGCACGGUCUGAAGAAGAAGCAACAGCGGUUACGGCAGCGCACAGGAAGAGAUGGCUCGCUCAACGGUGGGGGCAGUCCGCGCCAGGGCAGCGUUGGGAGUAGUGGUGAUGUCGAGGAGCACCAACAACCGCGAUCCGCAAGCACAAGACUGCCUUCAAGAGGGGACAGUCCGUCGUUUGGCGGCCCCGACCUCCCACCGCGCUCGUCUUCGGUAGCUGGCGGCCGCGCCUCUCCAAGCAAGUACGAUGCCCUCCCUUCGAACCCGAAAGCGAACCGCUCGACCACCGCCAGCCAACUAUCCACCGACUCGUCCAUUUCGAGCGGCACCGCCCAGCAAAUGCCUGUCAUUGCUCCGUAUCCCGCAGACGAUUCCAUGCCCAAACCGCCUGACCCCCCGCGGCCUAACUACCCCGUCGAUUUCCCACCACCUCCACCUCCACCGAAACAGGAAGAUGCGCUCGCGGCAUUGCAAAGAGGUGGUGAGCUGGAGCGCAGGGCUUCGCGCCGAUUUUCAGCAUACCAAAUCCAGAAGCAUCUUGGAACAAAUGGCAUACCACUUCCACCUGUCCAGAAUUCGCCCAUACCGAAUAGGGGUCGGGAUGUACGCGAGUCUAUGAACGCAGUGCGGACCAGGCAGUCCAUGAUGCACAGUCGCCAGCGGUCAAAUCAGAGUCUCACGCAACAGCGGCCUGCGGUGGAAACAAAGUUCUCCUUUGAUCAGCCCAAUGAGAGACGCAUUUCCGAGGAAAGUUCGCAAAGCGCCACGCCGAGCAUUCUGCCACCAAAAGAGUCGGGUCCUGAAGACAGCCCCGUCCAGAAGACCCCAGACGAUAAACUCGCGCAGCCGAAAUUCCCAGAAGGCGACCAGUUCUCGCUAGGUGCGACGCUUAAUGGUCCGUUAUCAGAGCCAGCUGAGCUUGGAGCCGCAUCACCGGUUAAAGAAGACCCGCCCAGGCCUUCAGCCAGCCGUAACAGCUCCUACAGAGUCAAGACGCCCUCUCCACAGCCCUCUCAGUUCAUUCCAGAACAGUCACCUCAACAAGGGAAAGAGCUUACCUUGUUCCUCCAGUACAAAAGCAAGAUCAAGAAAUACGUCUUCACAGAUGGUGCUGAGCUUUCUUCGGCCCGCCUGCAACUCGCUUUUAUCGAAAAGUUCGCCUGGGAUACCCACCGUUACGGCGACCUGCCUGAAAUCCACAUCCAGGACCCCGUUUCCGGUGUACGAUACGAGUUGGAGGAUAUCAACGAUAUCAAAGACAGGUCUGUACUCGUCCUGAACGUAGAGCAACUAGACGAAGUAAAGAGCCAUAUCGAUGAUAAGUUUGGCGGACUCAGCAAACUGGUGGAGAGCAUCAAGACAGUGGUCGAGGACCAGCAAGCAACUAUACAACGCGUGGCCGAACGUCAACAGCAAACGACAAAGGAGAUCGCUGGUAUAUCAGCGGCACCUCUUUCUUCAGCUCGCAACUCCGCCUUGCUACCCUCUCGUCCCAUACCGUUAGGCACACCCUCCGAAGCCAACAUUACUUCAGCCACUCAAGUAAGCGAGGUGCAAUCGCUACGCCGUGAUUUGGCUGUCAUGCGACAAACAUACUCAUCUUUUGUAUCGGAUAUACAAGCUAGCAUGUCCACCAUACGCACAAAGGCCAGUGCUGUGAAGUCCACUGCUAUCAAGGCUGCCUUACCCGCACUCGAUGGAGACAGCGGUCGCGCUUACAUUAACGCUGGCAAGAAGGGCCUGCAAGACGACUCGGAGAAGAUUGUCAACAGGGUAGAUGACCUACAAGAUCUUGUUGAAGACCUCAGAAAGGACGUCGUUCUGCGUGGCGUGCGACCUCUGCCCCGCCAACUCGAAACUACCGCCAAGGACCUGUCGACAGCCACUGCCGAGCUCAAGAAGCUGCAAGAUCUUCUGGCAAAGGAGAAGCCUCUCUGGACCAAGAUUUGGGAACAGGAGUUGCAGACUGUGUGUGAAGAGCGAGACAUGCUCACUAUGCAGGAGGAACUCGCAGCCGACUUGCAAGAUGAUCUCGAGAAAGCAGCCCAAACACUUGAGCUGGUCGAGCAGGCAACCAAACAGCAGAAUCUUGAAAGCGAGAAAGAGUCUGGAAAGGGGAUGCGUUCAGCUAGUGGCCGUAACAUGCUCAAUGCAGUUGCUCUCGACAAAGUUGUGGAUCCACGCCAGGCCCGCGAUGGAGUACUUGGAGAAGUCAAGGCCCUGCAACCAAACCAUGAAGGCAGGCUCGAAGCCAUCGAGCGAGCGGAAAAGGCGCGACAGCGGGAUCUUGAGACGAGGAACGAUGACGAGUUCAAGCGCGAGCUUGGAAACUUUGUCGAGGAAGGCAAGCUCAAGAAGAGCGGCGGCGUCGAGGAAGCAGAGCGCCUCCGCAAAGCAAAAGAUGAGCGCGCACGAAAGGAGAACUUUGAGCGAGAAGCCGCAAGACAAAGAGCCAAAGCAGAAAAACAGCAGAGGGAAGCCGAAGCUGCUGCCGCUGCCGCUGCCGCCGCGGCUGCUGAACCAAACGGCGACGGUGCUGAUGGCCAAAACGGAGAAGCGGAAGCUCCAGCAGAGAAUGCAGAGGAGGCCAAGGGAGAUGAAGGUGGUCCUGCCUAG